AUGAAGUGCCCGAGUUCCCCCAGCUGGGUGCACGCCUCGGCCGAGGUGGAGGGCAUCGCUGCCGCCAGCUGUCAGGACGUCAUAGAGGAGAUCAAGGCCAGGGUCACGGGGGACUGGCAUGAUCCCCACAACGGUGGCCAAUACUCGCUGCUGAAUGAGAGCACCCUUGAGCUGGACCUGAAGCGUGUGACCGGCAACAAGCGCUUCACUGACAAAAUGACCUUCACCUUCUCAGAUUUCCAGGGCAGUCGACCUGAGUGUGGCAUUCAUGCCUGCUCUGAGUCCCAGAUUUUCUCAGUGAAGGAUUUCUCCACGAACUACUGCAAUCUCCGUAACCUCUACUGUGGUACGGAAGAUGGCUGUGAGCCGGUGAAGCACGACUUCAAGACCACUGAGAUUGAGGUGAAGCCAUCCUCCUUCGCCGGUACGGACAAGAAGGCCUGCAUCGUCACCGGCGAUGUACAGGAAGUUCGUCCCAUGCUGCGGGCUACAGCACCCAAUUUCUUGGGUGACACCGUGGACGACACCCUGGCGUGCAUCAGUGACAAUUGCCCCCUGGAUGAGUCCACCUUGUCUCCCAGCCCCAGUUGCGUGUUGGGAAACUGCACCAGCCACCUGGCGAAGUGUCUCUUUUCGUCCAGCUGCCGCCAUGGUGUGAUGUGCGAGUUGAAGUGUACGGAGCCUCUGGCGAAGACAGAGGAUGCUGUGCACUUCGCUGGUUUGAUGGAGUGCAUGCGGGUGCAUUGCCCAGGCUUUCCACCCUCCAAGAGCUGUGCUGCUUUGCACUGCGGCGUUGAGGCUGCGGAGUGUGCGGUGCAUUCCAAGUGUCGCGAGACGUUGGAGUGCGCCGACGCGUGUGUGCCGGGCAAGUACACCGCGGCAUUGGCAGCACUGCCACAUGCAACCGUGGUGUAA
Cladocopium goreaui is the source of this 915-nucleotide messenger RNA. NCBI's taxonomy places the organism in Eukaryota, Dinophyceae, Suessiales, Symbiodiniaceae. The record is from the annotation of a GenBank genome assembly.